This is a messenger RNA of Malassezia restricta, 1923 nucleotides long. Its product is annotated as carnitine O-acetyltransferase. Bases 1 to 1923 code for a protein of 640 amino acids. Gene Ontology annotation, cellular component: mitochondrion; peroxisome. The transcript has a single exon. NCBI's taxonomy places the organism in Eukaryota, Fungi, Basidiomycota, Malasseziomycetes, Malasseziales, Malasseziaceae. The record is from RefSeq and is a predicted model, not a curated record. Gene Ontology annotation, molecular function: carnitine O-acetyltransferase activity. Gene Ontology annotation, biological process: carnitine metabolic process.
AUGGACGCGCGUGCUCCUCUUCUUCGCACCACCAAAAACGCUCUCACAAGUCGUCUCUUGACAAAGUUUGCUGCUGACAACACCAAAUCUAGCCAACGUAUGCACGCCUCCUCUGCUACGACCAAGCCGAUGUUUAUGGGCCAAACAUCGCUACCUCAGCUACCAGUGCCUCCGCUGGAGCAAACGUUGUCUAAGUACUUGCGCUCCACCCUGCCGCUUCAGCCGUCAGAAGAGGCUGCUGCCUUUUCGAAGGCUGCGGUCGAGUCGGCUCUGAACGGAAAGGAUGCCGAGCUGGUCAAGUCGCUGCAGGAGCGCCUAGUCAAGCGUGCUACUGCUGAGGGCCGCGAGAGCUGGCUGUCAGACUGGUGGCUUUCGUACUCGUAUAUGUCAUACCGUGAUCCCGUCGUUCCAUUCUCGAGUUACUUUUAUCUACACAAAUCUGUGCCCAAGACAACCACUGGUGUUAGCCGCGGCGCACAACUGCUCAAAGCCAUGAUGGCUUUCCGUGAAAUGAUUGUUUCUGAGACCCUCUCCCCCGAAAAGACCAAGACUGGUUUCAUGUGCAUGUACCCGUACAAGUGGAUGUUUAACUCGUGCCGCAUUCCUGUGACCGGCGAGGAUGUGGCCAAGUCAUACGACCCCGCCACGCAUCAGCAUGUUGUUGUGAUCCGCAAUGGUCACUUCUUUAUUGUGGAUCUUGUCAACAAGUUGACUGGCAAGGAGCUUAGCGUGGCUGAGAUCGAGCUGCAGCUUCAGCGCAUCGUGGAGGACGAGCGCACUCAACAGGUCAACCCUGUCCCCAUCGGUUCAUUUACUGCUGCCAACAGAGACGAAUGGGUCAAAAAUCGCGAGACCUUGUUAGCGGGUGCCACUGGUGAGCACAACCGUAAGCUGCUGGAGCUAGUGGAGAGCGGUAUUAUUGUGUUGAAUCUGGACUCGACCUCUCCUGUGACCUUCCAAGAGCGUGGCGAGGCCGUGUAUGGCGGCGACGCUCGCAAUCGCUUCUUUGACAAGCAACAGAUCGUGGUCUUUGAAAAUGGCACGUCCGGCUUCAUUGGCGAGCACUCGAUGAUGGACGGCUCGCAGACACUUCGUAUGAACAACUUUAUCGUGAGUGCCCUUGCAGCCGGUAAGAUUGAGCUAGGUGGUCCUUCGUCCGGUUCGGUGUUGGAUGAGCCGCAGUACCUACCCUUUGAGGUAAGCGGUGAUUUAGCCAAGGCUUCAAAUGCUGCAAGCAAAGAUUUCAAGGCUCUCAUGGACGAUCAGGACAUGUCCGUAUUGGACUACACUACCUAUGGUAAGGAGGCCAUCAAAGGUUACAAGUGUUCUCCUGAUGCCUGGGCGCAGAUGUGUCUUCAGCUUGCCUUCUACAAGAUGUUUGGCCACCCUUGCGCUACUUAUGAGGCGGCUCAGACGCGUAAGUUCAAGCUUGGUCGCACGGAAACGAUCCGCAGUUGCAGCGUUGAGAGUCUGGCCUUUUGCCAAGCCAUGGAAAACCCGAGUGCCAGUGAUGCCGAGCGCCACAAAAAGUUCCAGGCUGCCGCUGUGCAGCACGUUAGCUACGCCAAGGAUGCUGCUGAUGGUGCGGGUGUGGAUCGUCACCUAUUUGGUCUCAAGCAGCUGCUUCCUAAGGGUCAAGAGCCACCUGCACUCUUCAAGGACCCAAUGAACGCCAAGAGUGGCACCUGGAUCCUAAGCACAUCACAAAUUAGUUCUGACGUCUUUGAUGCAUGGGGCUUUGGCGAGGUCACGCCUAAGGGCUUUGGUGUCGCUUAUGCCAUCAAGGAUCAUGCACUGACGUUCACGAUCAUGUGCCUGAAGAAGGAGCAUAGCGCUUCGCGUCUCACUCACUUCUUGAACGAAGCGUUUGAUGAAGUCCGUGCUAUGCAUGACCGUCUGAAGGUGGCGGCGCCUAAAUUGUAG